UGAGUUGAGUUGGUGACUCGGUGCUGCUACAAUAAACAAUAAAACCGAACGGGAAUCAGGAUCUCCCAAAGGGAGGUGGUAGCAGAUAACAUCAGCAAUCAGCAUGAUAGUGUUAUAUAUAUAUAACUGAACGGUCUUUUUCACCAAAGCCGGUUGCCAUCCAUUCAAAGUAUUGUUUCUUACUCGCCGAGAUUGGAAAGCAAAAGACAGUGAUGACUGGUGAGUGGAGUCUACAGCACGGAAAUCGUUGACUGAGUCUAAGAAAAACACACCACACUUUCUUAGAAACAACGCCGCCCCCAGUCCCCACCUUUCCAUGGCCAUACCCAUUUCUUUCUCUCUCUCUCUCUUACCCCGUCAGUAUCUCACUUUCUCUCUUCAUACACCCUUUCUCUCUCAUGGAAAAGGCACUCCAAGCCGUCUUGGCCGCCGCCGGCACCUUCUUUGUCCACGACAACCGCGCUACCAACCCAACCCGAACCCGAACCCGACCCCUCCCAAACACUGACCAAUCGUCCGUCUCCGUCGUAGAUGCCAGCUGGUCCUCCGAUCCCAACCUCAAGAUCUCCCUUACCGAGCUCGCACGCGCCACUGAAAACUUCUCUCCAAAUCUCAUCGUCGGCGACGGCAGCUUUGGCCUCGUCUAUAAGGCCCGCCUCAACGACGGCACCGUCGUCGCCGUCAAGAAGCUCUCCCCGGACGCUUUCCAAGGCUUCCGCGAGUUCCAGGCCGAGAUGGAAACUCUAAGCAAGCUCGAUCACCCAAACAUCGUCAAGAUCCUCGGCUACUGGUCCUCCGGGCCCGAACGCUUACUCGUCUACGAGUUCAUCGAACGGGGAAACCUCGAUCAGUGGCUCCACGAGCCCACCACUGGGCCCAACGACCACAUCUCCCUCAGCGACCUCCGUUUACCUCUGUCAUGGGAAACCAGGGUCAACAUCAUUAGAGGCGUGGCCCGCGGGCUUUACUAUCUCCACGGGCUUGAUAAGCCCAUCAUACACAGGGACAUCAAAGCCAGUAACGUGUUAUUGGACUCCGAGUUCAAGGCCCAUAUAGCUGAUUUCGGGCUUGCUCGGAGGAUUGACACGUCCAAAUAUUCACACGUGUCAACGCAGUUUGCUGGGACCAUGGGCUACAUGCCCCCGGAGUAUGUUGCUGGGGCCAAUGUGGCCAACCAGAAGGUGGAUGUGUAUAGCUUUGGGAUUUUGAUGCUUGAGACGGGCUCAGGGCGCAGGACUAAUUUGCCAGUGAAGUUAGGGGAGGAAGAUAUUGGGCUGGUCCAGUGGGCCCGGAAGAUGAAGGAGCGAAAUGCUGAGAUGAAUAUUGUUGAUGUGAAUAUUUCAAGGGAAGGUUUAAGGGAAGAGUGUGUUAAAGAGUAUGUGAGGAUUGCUUGCAUGUGCACUGCUGAGUUGCAGAAGGAAAGGCCUGAGAUGCCUGAGGUUGUUCGCUUGUUGGAUUCCAUGCCGCUCUGAGCCUCCGCCGCCAAUGCCGGAACUAAUUCGCUUGUCCAGUUCAGGUCAGAUCAUAAGAGAUAUGUACAUAGCUAAUACAGUGUAUUAGUAGAACUAUAGAUAUAUUUCUUUGAAUGAUUGAUUAAUAAAUAGUUUUGUGGCUCUACCCUUGCUUGAAACAUAUUCAUUCAUUUGUUUGUUUCCUUAAUUCUUUGUUGUUCUAAUGUUCUUCUUGCCAUAUGUCAAUUGAGUUUCCACAAGGAAGUGAGAAUUUGAAAAGAAAACAGGAAAAAGGAAAGGUUCAAGCCAUGGCA
Arachis duranensis is the source of this 1765-nucleotide messenger RNA. RefSeq names its product phytosulfokine receptor 2. Bases 399 to 1472 code for a protein of 357 amino acids. Gene Ontology annotation, molecular function: protein kinase activity; ATP binding. NCBI's taxonomy places the organism in Eukaryota, Viridiplantae, Streptophyta, Magnoliopsida, Fabales, Fabaceae. Gene Ontology annotation, biological process: protein phosphorylation. The transcript has a single exon. The record is from RefSeq and is a predicted model, not a curated record.